CUAACGCAGGAACGAUCGAAGCAAAAGCAAAGCACUUGCCAUUGGAAGCUGAUCGAUCAACCAGAGUGUUGCUGGUGAGUGUGCCUGCCGGAGCUUGCGUCCGCGAGAUGGCUGUCCUGCCGCGGCGUCCUCGUCUCCUGGCGCUCGUGUGGCUCGCCGUGGCGCUCUUGCUGGCGGCCACGAGCGGCUGCCUCUGCCGGAGCGUUCCGUCCGGGGCGCCGUCCCGCGCGCUCCUGUCGACGCCGUCCAGCUCUCCUCCGCCACCGUCGCCUGACACCCCGGCUCCUCCUCCGCCGUUCCAUUUCCCGCGGCCGAUCUGCCGCCUCUGCCCGCCGCGCUGCCCACCUGAAGGUUGCUCCGGCACCGGCGGCUCCCCAUAAUUUCACACGGUCACCAUGCGUGCAUCAACAUCCAGGCACUUUGAGCUUCGACACACGCCGCACAACGUCCAAGCGGAGUAGCGAUCACGCAUAUGGAUGAACGUGCAUGAUUGGGGCAUGGGCAGGCUAAUCAGUAAUCUCACUACGUUCACACGAGUAAAAUAAAAGCGAAGGAAAGUAUCUGAACUAGCUGGAAUGUAAUACUCUAUCAGUUCGAAAUUAUAGGUCGUUUUGGAUUUUAUAUGUGCAUAGUUUUGACUAUGCAUCUAGGUAUAAUGUAUAUCUAGAUGCAUAAUAAUAUCUUUGAACUUAGAAAAGCUAAAACGACCUACAAUUUGAAAUGGAGCGAGUAGGAGUGAUAAAGAGGUAAUAUGUAUACUUGAAGAAUUUAUUUUCUUUGGAAUCAAGAUUUGACUACUCAAGAUAUAUCAUGGAUUCA
Setaria italica (foxtail millet) is the source of this 819-nucleotide messenger RNA. Its product is annotated as late cornified envelope-like proline-rich protein 1. Bases 108 to 380 code for a protein of 90 amino acids. The record is from RefSeq and is a predicted model, not a curated record. Lineage: Eukaryota; Viridiplantae; Streptophyta; Magnoliopsida; Poales; Poaceae. The transcript is spliced from 2 exons.